CUUCGCUUAAAGACCUCCUCUGUUCAAAUUCCAUCAUAAAUCCGACGCAAUGUCUUACAACAACAAUUCAGACAACUACAAUGGUGGAAACCGGGGCUCUGGCUACGAUGACAACCAUGACUACGGCUCCAACCAAGACGAUUAUAGCCGUGGCAACAAUUCUAGCUCUGAGAGAAACCAGGACGGCGGCAAUGAUGGAUUCCGCGGUGGAAAUGACAACUACAGCGGCCAGUCCAGUGGCUUCGGAGGCCAGGGAGGCAACGAUAACUAUGGGAAUCAGUCCUCCGGAAACUCGGGCAACUUUGGUGGCAACCAAGGGGGCAGCUCCAGUGGUAGUGGCCUCGGGGGCCUUUUGAAUCAAGCUGAGGGAUUCAUCAAGCAAGCAAGUGCCUCCAACAACAACAGCGGAAACAGCAACAACAAUAACAAUAAUAACAACAACAACAACCAACAAGAUGCCUCCGUGGAUAACUUUGUUGACUCGUUCGUCGACAAGCAGGUCGAUCAAUACGCUCCUGCGGGAUCAGACAGUUUUGUCAACGAGGGUGUCAACAAUAUGAUCAACAACGCGAUGAACAAGUAUCUGUGAAAGUAUUCCAUCGCAAAGCAGACGCGGAAGAUGUGGAUUUUCUUGGUGGACCAAGUAUCGUCUCCGAACUGACUUUUGGUGGAUUUUGAUAAUCGACUCUAUUCCGGAUGCUUUAUUUGACUAUCCUUAGAGAAGGG
Penicillium subrubescens is the source of this 726-nucleotide messenger RNA. RefSeq lists its product as uncharacterized. Lineage: Eukaryota; Fungi; Ascomycota; Eurotiomycetes; Eurotiales; Aspergillaceae. The coding region runs from base 50 to 589 and encodes 179 amino acids. The transcript has 2 exons. The record is from RefSeq and is a predicted model, not a curated record.